Messenger RNA from Hippopotamus amphibius kiboko, 1065 nucleotides. RefSeq names its product serine protease 55 (gene PRSS55). The annotation marks the transcript as partial. Gene Ontology annotation, molecular function: serine-type endopeptidase activity. Gene Ontology annotation, biological process: proteolysis. Lineage: Eukaryota; Metazoa; Chordata; Mammalia; Artiodactyla; Hippopotamidae. The record is from RefSeq and is a predicted model, not a curated record. The transcript is spliced from 8 exons.
AUGGGCCCAGAACGAGCAGGGCAUCAGUCCUGGACCUCGGAUGCCGAGCCCGUGCUCAGGAUAUCCUUGUGCACAGGAGAUGGAGUGGGGGUGGGGAUGGAGUACAAGACCACGUUCAAGUUAGAAAACACUAAGAGUGCCUCCUCCUCCUCGGGGUGUGGGGCUGGAUCUGAAAUCGAAUGUGGUAAAAGACCUGCUUUUGAGAGAGGAGCUCAGUAUUCCAGAAUCAUAGGAGGGAUGGAGGCUGAGGUGGGUGAGUUUCCAUGGCAGGUAAGUAUUCAAGCAAGAAAUGAACAUUUCUGUGGUGGCGCCAUCAUCAACGAGUGGUGGAUCAUUUCAGCGGCCCACUGUGUUCACCCUGAGAUCUCGCCAACAGAACUGAGAGUCGUGCUGGGAACCAAUAGCUUGAGCAGCCCAUCCCUGGAAGUGAAGGGAGUCACAAGUGUAAUUCUGCACAAGAACUUUCAAAAACUCAACAUGGACAAUGAUAUUGCCUUGCUGCUGUUGGACACUCCCAUCACAUUCAAUGAACUGAAGAUACCCAUCUGCAUGCCCACGCAGCCAGGCCCCUCCAGGUGGCACAAAUGCUGGGUGGCAGGAUGGGGGCAGACCAAAACGGGUCUCAAACAGCCUAUGGAAACGGAGCUGCUGAAAGUGCCUAUGACCAUCAUGGAUUGGGAGAAGUGUUUAAAGGAAUUUCCAAAACUUACCAAAAACAUGCUCUGUGCUGGAUAUGAGAAUGAGACUUACGAUGCUUGCCAGGGUGACAGCGGGGGGCCUCUAGUCUGCACCACAGAAUCUGGCGAGAAGUGGUACCAGGUGGGCAUUGUCAGCUGGGGAAAGAGCUGUGGACAGAAGAACACUCCAGGAAUAUACACCUUGUUAGAAAACUACCACUCCUGGAUCAAGAAGACGUCAGCCCCUCUUCCAUGCUGCCGGGGUGUCGGUGUCGCUGGCCUGGGCGCUCUGCCACCGCCGCUGGCAGUGCCCGCCGUGGGCGCAGAUGGAGCCCGUGGUUUCUUGGCUGCGCCUCCCUUGAUGAGCAAUCUGCCCUUCGGAACUCAG